CAAACCGUUUCCAUAGCAACGUGAACUGAAGUUCCAAACAGCAGCAACGGUCCGUGCAGAUUCUUACUUUCCUGCCAAAAUGUAUUCAGAAACAUCCCCAGUACUCAUGAAUAGCGACCUUCAACCAACAAAAUCUGGUGUGAAGACGGGGUACAACGCAAUAAAUAGCCACAUCUCCCAGAUUCCAGGACUGUCCCCAACCAUCAGCACUCUUACCGAGGAGAAAACCCGAGGGCGAAGAGCCGGCGUCCUGGAGAGUGACUCUGACUAUGUCAAGCUUGCAAAACAAGGAGGGCAUAAGGGACUUUUGUGGCAUGAGGAAACAAUUGCCUCUAAACCCAAUUCUUACAAACCUCCAGACUGGUUCUACACUGCAUCAGGGGACAACAGCAAACCAAGCAGCCCCAUUAACAGUGAAGAGAAAAAAAACCCUAGAGUUUUUCAAACACUAGAACCCCCCUUUGGGACUGACAAUAUGUCAUCCUGGGAGAGAGAGGACAGCAGCAGCAACAGCAAAAAGAAGAACAACAACAUUGAUUGCAGCCAGAUGGAGAAAUUGCAGUCGCCCGACCAGUAUCAUGCGACCAGCAAAUUCAAGAGGAUAAUAUUUGACAAGAAACCAGCUCCUGUCGACAUGUCUAAGCUGUUGAGCUUUGGUUAUGCAGAAGACAACAAACCAAUAGCCAACACUGAUGUGUCAAAUUAGAAGACUGCCAGUGCGUGGAAAAUUCAGAUGCUUCCAACAAGAAUAUUUGCCAUCCUCUCCUCUGACAACAAUAAUUUCUUUACCCCUUCAUGCUGAGCCACAUCAAAUAUUUUACAUAGUUUCAAUUGUGUUGUCAUAUCAGAUGGAUUACUCAAGUGUGAAAGUGCUUCACUGAAUUAAAGCUAGGACCUUGUAUUUAUUGUGCCUGUUAGUGGUGCCUCAUUAACUGCAUUCCUUAAGUUAGGAAGGCACCAGUUAACCCUGUGUUAAUUUUUUUUUGCUGUGUCCUGUAACUCUGUAAAAGGCAGCUUUCAGGAAUAAAAAUAAAAUGAAAAUGAU
Molecule: messenger RNA, 1045 nt
Organism: Seriola dumerili (greater amberjack)
Lineage: Eukaryota; Metazoa; Chordata; Actinopteri; Carangiformes; Carangidae
Exons: 8
Coding region: 80-706 (208 amino acids)
Source: RefSeq, a predicted model, not a curated record